Messenger RNA from Bipolaris maydis ATCC 48331, 1544 nucleotides. RefSeq lists its product as uncharacterized. NCBI's taxonomy places the organism in Eukaryota, Fungi, Ascomycota, Dothideomycetes, Pleosporales, Pleosporaceae. The record is from RefSeq and is a predicted model, not a curated record.
CCCCGAGCCUUACCGUCUGCAUCAUCACCAUGCCAUCUAUAUGCAGAAUAAUAUUGCCCUACGAACUCUUCGGACUGCCCAACAUUAAAGCUUCGCCUACAACACAUCGGCUCAAUCUGCAAUACGUAUUAAGUUUAACUCUUCAUUGGUGUGACCAUGGCACCAUCUAAACCAUCUAAACCAUCAAGUUCUGUCACCUACAAUAUCCGAUCCAUCACCAAAAACUGGACAAUUCAUCGCGUCCAUGAAUGUUUGCCUAGAGCACUAUGGCCCAACAAGCAAUUCGAGGCAACGCAAUGGGAUAUUGGCAUUCUUACGCUCCUAAGUCAGAUAUCUGCCAUACCGAAUGCCACCAUCCAGGACUUUCGAGCAAAGGCAAGGCGUGCAAUCAAAGCACGACAAGAGCGAAAUGGGACAGCAGCUGGAAAGGUGGGGUGGGUAAAAGUGACAGACCUCAAGGCAGUUUUGAAAGAGUAUGAAAAAGAGAUUGCAGAAGCAGAUGCGGCAAAAAACGCUCAAGAAGAAGCCGAGCCAUUAGGUAAUACUCAAACAGAAGUCAUAGAAUUGCCUAAAACACCUGUCGCACCUGUUGUAGACUCGGAAGAAGAAGAGGAAGAACAAGGCUCUUCUGAACCUCUUCCAGGCGGGAAAUAUCAGUAUCUCACUCAUGUUCGCCCCCUAAAAGUCGAUUUGAAUCCUUCGGCAUCUCCGCCAAAGAAGCCAGUUCAACCAAAAGCUACCCGAGGCAAGAAGCGCCAAGUGGAAGAAGAAGCUACGCUCGAUCCCUCCACCAUGGAGAGACCAAGUGUAGUACAACAAGAUCCCGAUCCCCGGGCACCGGAUGACACCGGUUUUCUCUCUGACUUGGAGCCUGAGAAUACGAAGCAAAAAGAGUGGAAGAAAAAGAGACUCUCUAGGCUUGAGCAGUAUCCUGUCCGUAUACCGCACUGGCAGCGCAAUUUGGAUGAUGUUGCGGCCGGUCCUUUGCUUUUAUCGAAUGGUACUGGAGUAGCCAGUGGAGCUGUACACGAGGGUACACUUGUGAAUGGGAGAGAUAAGGAUGAAGAUAUCGAGAUGAAGCUAGAUAAUUUGCCUAGCAUACCAAUUAAUGCGACAGUCAAAGAAAGAAAGGAGUUGGAGGAGUUGAGGCUUCGGAUGGAACAGCGCAUAUGGAGGAUCAAGGUGCUUCGAAUAAAGGAAAGGGAAGGCCGCAGCAACGAGAUUAUCGGACGGGGCGAAGUUGUAGAUGGUGACGUCAGCCAGGGAGAAGAAGGGGAUGCAGAAGAUGAAAAUGAUGAUUCAGAAGAACAUGACGAAAAUGACACUCUUGGUGAAGGCAGAGUGUUGCGAAGCAGAAAAGCGAAGUAGACGUAUAAUUCACUGACGCUAAAUACACCAGUAAAACAUCAUUCAAAGUUAUUGCGGUGCUUCGUCAUAUCAGUGACCUAUGUCUCACUAACUGAAAUUCCAUUCAUCAAGUCAUCGAGAUUGAGAAUGUGAUCUGCCAGAGUGCAUUGUAGCAGAUGAAGUAUGCCAGGGACAAG